CUGCCAGCUUGUGGGGUCCAUAUAAGGACAUAUGGCAGACUGUAAUGAAUGCCAUUUGGAAAAGGCAACCUGAAGCUAUUCAUCGCCUUGACCAGGUUUUGAAGAAACACAAAUCUGACUUCAUUUCUCUCUUCAGAAAUCCGCCAAAGAAUGUUCAGCAGCAUGAGAAAAUUCAGAAAGCGAGUACAGAAGGGGUUGCUAUCCAGGGUCAGCAGGGAACUAGGCUUUUGCCAGAGCAACUCAUCAGAGAAGCCUUUAUCCUCAGUGACCUCUUUGAUAUUGGAGAGUUGGCAGCUGUUGAGCUCCUUCUUGCUGGAGAGCACCAGCAACCUCAUUUUCCUGGCCUGACAAGAGGUCUAGUGGCUGUUCUGUUGUACUGGGAUGGAAAAAGAUGCAUUGCCAAUUCGCUUCGAACCCUCAUCCAGUCACGCCAAGGCAAGACCUGGACAUUGGAACUCAGUCAAGAGUUAGUGUCCAUGACAACACGCUUUACAGAUGACCUAAUGGAGCAGGGUUUAACUCAGAAGAUUCUCACUCUUGUGUCUCACAUUGAUUUGAACAAUGAAUUUGAUAAACUCCAGAGAGAGCGAGGACUGGGCAGUGAGAAACAUCGCAAAGAGGUUUCUGACCUCAUUAAAGAAUGCCGACAGUCCUUGGCUGAAAGUCUGUUUGUCUGGACCUGCCAGUCACCACUGAGUAAGGAUGACACUCUAAUCCUCAUAAGUUACCUGGAGAAAGUAACAGUGGAAGCUGAUGGCUCACUGGACGGCGUGAACUUGUCUCUUCUCAUGGCUCUCCUUUACUGCUUUGAUGUCAGCUUUCUGGAACAAGGCACGGAGGAUCGUGAAGAUCUGAUGCACCGGCUGCCUCUGCUGGCAGAAAGACAGUAUAUAGCAACAAUACAUACUCGUCUUCAGGACUCUCAGCCUUGGAAAUUACCAGGCCUGCAAGCUACUGUUAGAUUAGCCUGGGCGCUGGCAUUACGAGGAAUAUCCCAAUUAUCCGAUGUGACAGCUCUUGCAGAAUUCACUGAGGCAGAUGAAGCAAUGGCAGAGCUAGCGGUUGCUGAUGAUGUCUUCCUGUUCCUGACUGAAUCUGUUGUGGGGUCUGAAAAUUUCUACCAGGAGGAAUUUUAUAUUCGCAAAAUUCAUAACCUUGUCACAGACUUCCUUGCACUCAUGCCAAUGAAAGUGAAACAGCUGAGAAACCGCGCUGAUGAAGAUGCUCGCAUGAUCCACAUGAGUAUUCAGAUGGGUAAUGAUCCACCUAUUUCCCUUCGGAGAGAUCUGGAACAUUUAAUGCUUUUAAUCGCUGAAUUGUAUAGGAAAGACCCCUUUAAUCUGGAACUUGCCCUUGAAUACUGGUGUCCAUCAGAGCCUUUGCAGACAUCUACCAUCAUGGGAUCCUACCUUGGAGUAGCUCAUCAGCGACCCCCUCAGCGCCAGGUUGUCUUGUCAAAGUUUGUUAGGCAAAUGGGAGAUCUACUUCCUUCCACAAUUUACAUCCCAUACUUGAAAAUGCUGCGGGGACUGGCUAGUGGGCCUCAGUGUGCUCAUUACUGCUUUAGUUUGCUAAAAGUCAAUGGCAGUAGUCAUGCAGAGAACAUCCAAGGAGCAGGUGGCAGCCCUGUCUCCUGGGAGCAUUUCUUCCACUCUUUGAUGCUUUAUCAUGAGCACUUAAGGAAAGACUUGCCAAGUGCAGACAGUGUCCAGUAUCGUCACCUGCCUCUCCGAGGAAUCACGCAGAAAGAACAGGAUGGAUUAAUUGCCUUUUUACAGCUGACCACUGUUAUAGUAAAUUGGAGUGAGAACGCUCGCUUGGCUCUUUGUGAGCACCCUCAGUGGACACCAGUAGUGGUCAUUCUGGGACUUCUGCAGUGCAGCAUUCCUCCUGUUUUGAAAGCAGAACUAUUAGAAACCCUUACUGCUUUUGGAAAAUCUCCUGAAAUAGCUGCUUCGCUCUGGCAAUCCCUGGAAUAUUCACAGAUAUUACAGACUGUGAGAAGUCCAGGCCAGAGACAAGCCAUUGGUAUUGAGGUUGAACUGAAUGAGAUUGAGUCCCGAUGUGAGGAAUAUCCUUUAACCCGUGCAUUCUGUCGACUCAUCAGCACACUAGUGGAGAGUUCAUUCCCCUCUAACUUGGGAGCAGGUCUCCGCCCACCAGGCUUUGAUCCCUAUCUCCAGUUCCUCAGGGAUGCUGUGUUUCUCCGAUUCCGCACCAGAGCUUACCGGAGAGCUGCUGAAAAAUGGGAAGUAGCUGAGGUAGUUCUGGAAGUGUUUUACAAAUUGCUGCGGGACUAUGAACCUCAACUGGAAGACUUUGUGGACCAAUAUGUGGAGUUACAAGGAGAAGAAAUAAUAGCAUUUAAACCACCUGGAUUCAAUUUGAUGUAUCACCUAUUGAAUGAGUCGCCCAUGCUGGAACUGUCCCUUAGUUUGCUAGAAGAAGGGGUUAAGCAGCUUGAUACUUAUGCUCCAUUUCCUGGGAAGAAGCAUUUAGAGAAAGCUGUACAGUAUUGCCUUGCACUUCUAAACUUCACCCUACAGAAGGAGAAUGCUUUUAUGGAUCUGUUGCGGGAGAGCCACCUUUCCCUUAUUGUCACACCAUUGGAGCAGCUGCUUCAGGGAAUCAAUCCUCGCACUAAAAAGGCAGAUCAUGUGGUGAAUAUUGCUAGGUAUCUUUAUCAUGGAAACAGCAAUCCUGAACUGGCUUUUGAAAGUGCCAAGAUUUUGUGCUGUAUUUCUUGUAAUUCUAACAUCCAGAUAAAGCUAGUUGGUGAUUUCACACAUGAUCAGAGUAUUAGCCAGAAGUUGAUGGCUGGGUUUGUGGAAUGUUUGGACAAUGAAGAUGCAGAAGAAUUAAUUAAUCCAGAUGAGGAGCUGGAGCCUGAAAAGAAGCGGGCACGAAUCCAUCAUGAAACGAGGAUCCAUAUUCUAAAUCUCCUUAUCACCUCUCUUGAGUGUAGUCCUCCCAGCCUUGCUCUGUAUCUCUUGGGAUAUGAACUAAAGAAACCUGUCAGCACCACAAAUCUGCAAGAUCCAG
This is a messenger RNA of Cariama cristata (Red-legged seriema), 3042 nucleotides long. RefSeq names its product nuclear pore complex protein Nup205. Gene Ontology annotation, molecular function: structural constituent of nuclear pore. The transcript is spliced from 20 exons. Lineage: Eukaryota; Metazoa; Chordata; Aves; Cariamiformes; Cariamidae. The annotation marks the transcript as partial. The record is from RefSeq and is a predicted model, not a curated record. Gene Ontology annotation, cellular component: nuclear pore; nuclear pore inner ring. Gene Ontology annotation, biological process: nuclear pore organization.